GUCGAGAGCUACAGCCAUGAUCAAGUGGUUUUGUAUCUGCGGCGUUUUCAUUUUCGUAAAUGCCUUUAUGGAUGAACGCAACUAUCGAAUCGUGCUCGAUGAAGUCAAUAUUACUAAUAUUGAUCCAGAGGUUUUCGUGAGGUUUGAUUGUCAACUCCACCAGAUUAACAACCGCAGCUACUAUGACUCUACCCGUAUCUUUAAAUACGACAUCGAUGACUUUUGGAUCCACACCGAGUUGGCGUUUUGGAAGUUAAACAAUCAGAAAAUGAGAAUAUUUGAUGUGAAGUUUGAUGUUUGUAAUUUUCUAAACAAUAUUCAAAAAAAUCGAUUGCUCAAUAUCUUUGUAAAGAACGUAAAGGCACAUUCCAACACCGAAAUGAAGUGCCCUUUUAAAGCAAACGAAAGUUACAGCCUGGAGAAAAUGUUCUUUGAUGAAAAGGAUUUUCCAGCUAAUGUUCCAUUGGGAAAGUUUCGAAACCUUAUCGAGUUCCUCAUUAACCAGAAACUGAGUGCCCGCCUGGUCAUCAAAGGCAGAAUCGUUCCACAUUGAGAUACAACUUGGACAUCAGUAAAUAUGGAUAAAUAUUUUUGAACUUUCAGUUAAUCAUAGAGUCUGCCCUUUGGAAUAAAUA
Molecule: messenger RNA, 635 nt
Organism: Drosophila bipectinata
Lineage: Eukaryota; Metazoa; Arthropoda; Insecta; Diptera; Drosophilidae
Source: RefSeq, a predicted model, not a curated record